This is a messenger RNA of Perca fluviatilis (European perch), 2732 nucleotides long. RefSeq names its product serine protease 27-like. Gene Ontology annotation, molecular function: serine-type endopeptidase activity. Gene Ontology annotation, biological process: proteolysis. The record is from RefSeq and is a predicted model, not a curated record. The transcript is spliced from 6 exons. Bases 29 to 922 code for a protein of 297 amino acids. NCBI's taxonomy places the organism in Eukaryota, Metazoa, Chordata, Actinopteri, Perciformes, Percidae.
UGAUUACAGACCACAGGCACAUCACAUCAUGGAGGGGAAGCUUCUGGUUCGUGCUGUCGUGCUCCUGGUUCUAACUGCUGCAGGAAGCAACGCACAGAACACAUCAAAUGUUUGUGGCAUUGCACCGCUCAACACCAGGAUCGUAGGAGGUGUAAAUGCUUCAUCAGGGUCGUGGCCCUGGCAGGUCAGUCUACACAACAGCAACGGACAUUUCUGCGGAGGCUCCCUGAUCAACAGCCAGUGGGUCCUGAGUGCUGCUCACUGCUUCUACCCCAGCACCAGCACAUCAGGUUUAACCGUUUAUCUCGGACGUGACAACCAACAAUCCCCUAAUCCUAACGAGGUGUCCCGGUCGCUGUCUAAGAUCAUCAUAAAUCCAAACUAUGACCCUAACACAAACGACAGUGACGUCUCCUUGCUGCUUCUGUCCUCUCCUGUUAACGUCACCAACUUCACCAGACCGGUGUGUCUGGCGCAGCCUGGCAGUACGUACUCAAGCGGGACCACGUGCUGGGUCACCGGCUGGGGAGACUGUGAAUGCGACUCUCCUCUUCCAUUCCCUCAGAUGCUGCAGGAGGUCAGCGUUCCCCUUGUGUCCAACGAGCAGUGUAACGAUACUUACGGAAUAAUCACAAGCAACAUGAUCUGUGCCGGUCUGGCCGCGGGAGGGAAGGACUCCUGCCAGGGGGACUCUGGCGGCCCGUUGGUGACUAAAGUCAACUCUACGUGGGUCCAGAUCGGAAUAGUGAGUUUUGGAGAUGGCUGUGGUCUGCCCGGCAUCCCAGGAGUCUACGCCCGAGUGUCCCAGUACACCUCCUGGAUCAAUGGGAUAACAUCUGGAACCGCUCAUCUGGUUUCCCUCUCAGCUCCUCUGCUGCUGUCCUUCUUCCCUAUUCUCUUCUCUCUCUCUGUGCUUUCAUAGCAACGUCUAACGGUCGGUAUCACUGGCUCUGGAUCAGUCAUUGAUGUAAAAACUUGAUGUGUCUGCGGUUUAUUUUCUCUCUUAAUUGAUGAAUUGUUUUGUCUUUAAAAUGACAGAAAGUAGAGAAAGUCUAAUCUUUCAGAUUGUCGCAUCUUUUUCUUUCUUCUGCUACAUCUUGUUUCGGUUUUAAAUGUGUAUAUAAUGUUAUAACUUCUGUAUUACGGGAAGAUGUCUUGUUAUGUUUUCGGUUGGGGCUGCAACUGACGAUUAUUUUCAUUACCAAUCAACCUGCACAUUAUUUUCUUAAUCAAUACAUAAUUUUUUCUAUAAAAUGUUACCAAAAAAUAGACAAAUAUAUUAUUUCCCAUCGCCCAAAGAGAUGCAUUCAUUAGUUUAUUUAAAACUCAAAGAUAAUUACUUUAUGGUCACAUAAAUCUAAGAAAAGCAUCAAAUCUUCCUAUUAGAGAAGCUGGACCAGAGAAUAUUUGAAUGUUUUGCUGCUAAAAUGACGUAUCAAAAAUGUGAAAUUGUUUAAUAAUUGCAGAAAUAAUCUGCAGUGGAAACUUUACAUAUUUUUUUUAGGACGUUAAAUUAAAGACGUUAUUGUGAAGGUGAAACAUUUCUCUUGUUUUGACCUGAAGAAACUCAUUCAAUUUGAAUUGUUUAUGAUCACAAAUAUUAAUAUUUUGCACUGACGGUGAAUUGCAGUUAAGAUGAUGAAUGUAUUUUUUACUUUAUGCCGUGGCGGAGCCAGACGGAAACAUUCGGGGCUCAGCCCAAACCCUGCAGGGGUCCCCAUCUACAGCAGCUAUGUGCUCUAGUUUUCAACCCAUUUGAUAACAGAAUGCCUAAGAAUCUGUACAUCAUUUAGUAAAAACAUGAAACAUGCCGAGGAAAAGAAUCCUCCUGUAGAGAGGACAUCCUGUUUUAUAUCCAACGCUUCUCCAACUCUGAAACCAGAACAUAUGUUGAGGACUCCUGACACCUGAAGAGAUUCAAUUCAAUUCAAUUCAAUUUUAUUUAUAGUAUCAAAUCAUAACAUAAGUUAUCUCGAGACACUUUACAGAUAGAGUAGGUCUAGACCACACUCUAUAAUUUACAAAGCCCCAACAAUUCCAACAGAGCCAGAGAUGUUACUACAAGUUACAUAACAUACAUAGGUCGGGUAGGAACUUGGUAUAAACAGCAUUCCUAAUCUUAAAACGAAGGCGAUAUUUCCUGCAGUAACAACUUUUGCUCCAUUGAUUUGCGGGUCCAGUUAGAGAGACUUUACCACUACAUGGUACCAGCUCGACUCAGCUCGCCUUUAUUGGUUUUCCGUUCUGAUAAAAAGUCCCUGGUACCUGCCAAAAGGUACUUUAUUUAGUACCACCUCCGUCGAGGUUCCCAGCGAGCUGAGGCGAUACCAAAAGGUGACGUGAAAACCUGCAGACUCCUGAUUGGUCGGAGAGAAUCGUCACUAAUCACUGCGUCAUCAUUGCUUUCCGAUGCCCAUGAACGCCCGGAGAAUCUGCAAUGGAACAAGGAGGGGGCACCGUGGCCGAGCUGGUACUAGCAGUGGGUAAGCUCCGUUAGUUAAAGUAAGUUUAAAACCCUUCAACAUUCGCACCUCGCUCUGUCCCUGACUUUAUUACCUCUUUAAUCUGUUAUGGAUUAAUAACACUAACUAUUAAGGCCUGGAUGUUGUUGUUACACCAAUCACUUGUGGGUUACUUUUUAAGCAUGAAUUCUAUUUAUGAUUAUAAACACUUACGUGGGCUAAUGUGUGUAUCUGACUUGUGUUAAAUAAAAAUUAUUUUGUCUUAGUUAA